Messenger RNA from Orbicella faveolata, 1827 nucleotides. Its product is annotated as pyroglutamylated RF-amide peptide receptor-like. The record is from RefSeq and is a predicted model, not a curated record. Gene Ontology annotation, biological process: cellular response to hormone stimulus; G protein-coupled receptor signaling pathway. Lineage: Eukaryota; Metazoa; Cnidaria; Anthozoa; Scleractinia; Merulinidae. Gene Ontology annotation, molecular function: peptide binding; G protein-coupled receptor activity. Gene Ontology annotation, cellular component: plasma membrane.
AUUGAUCAAGGAUAGAGCCACUUCGCACUCAGAGUCCCGUGAGAUCUAAUUGUUUUAAGUUGUUUUUAUAAGUAGUGUACGUUUGUAUCUUUCGAGACUCGUCCGAAAUAGCGUUCCACAAUUUCGAUGCAGCGUAUCUCCAUGAUCUUAAGCCGAAAGUUGUUGAUCUUACUUUCGGAAGGUCCAGUAUUGUGGUGCCCCUAAGGUUAAAGAUGACAAAAACUUCAUCGAUCCACAUUUUCAAAGCUCAAACCUUAGACAUGCCCGGGAUACUACAUGUGGUAUUUCUAUAGGUACACUGCAUAAACAAUGCACUUUUUUCGGCAAGAACUACUCCUAACAAUACAAAAUAAAAUAAAGCUGGCCCAAAACGAGAAGCUAAGAAAACAAUGUUUCUUUGUCCUUUCUUUGUCCUAUUUGGAACGCGGUAUAUGACAUUUUUACCUAAGCUUUCAAAUAACCAAGGCAUCACGUUCAUUGCAUAUCAUUAUUUGAUUUGUUUACUGGACAGGAAUUAGUCUAAGUGAUAGCUGGACAGUCUUCAGUCAUGUCAAAGCCAGCUGACAUUGCCUUAACUGCAGUGCUCACCAUUUUGAUCAUCACGGACACCGUUUCUAACCUCCUCGUGAUCUUUGUCAUUAAGAAAAAUAAAGAUAUGAGGACUCCAAUCAGUUAUCUACUUGUGAACCUAGCUGUAUCAGAUAUCACGUUCGCGGUGUUUGUUGCACCGAAUCACAUUUUGAAGAAAAUAUUCACCCACCCGGAGGGGGGCGGUGGUUCAGAGUUAUGCAGAAUGCUGACAAGUGGAAACUUCGCAUGGGUGGGUGCGGCUUCCUCGUCUCUCACUCUGGUUGCUAUUGCUGUUGAACGCUAUUACACUGUCAUGGGUCCCCUUGGUAGCAAAGGAAAACUUAACAAGCGAAGAGUGAAGGUAAUUAUUUUUGGUUGUUGGAUCUUUGCACUGGUUUUAAGCUUACCGCUGUUCCUGGUCACAAUAUUUGAUGAGUCAACUGGCGACUGCAAAUGGAACUGGCCAGAAAGUUGGAUGGGCGCAGCGUAUGAUACCACUUGGCUUGUAUUGCUGGCCAUCAUUCCACUGAUAAUCAUGACUGGCUUAUACUCCAGAGUCGUUUAUUCCUUGUGGUUUAAGCGAAAUGACGAUAACGAACUUGCUUUUCAACAAAAGGGAGUUUUGAAAGUGCGUAAGCGAGUCACCUUGAGUGUGAUGACAGUCAGUGCCAUCUUUGGAAUCUGCUGGAUUACUGGUUUAUUAAUUUAUAUCUUAAGCUACUUCGACAUCUACAUAUUUGGCCGUUUCUCCUACGCCAUCUCCGACUUGAUGUUCAUGUUCAAUUCUGCUGUCAACCCUUUCGUAUAUUCUCUGCUGAACGAACGAUUCAGGGAGAAGAUCAAGGAACUGUUAUGUUCCACGUGUGCAGCCAAAGUGUGCCCUUCAACAGAAAGUUACAGCACUAAGCUACCCAACAUCGCCUCUCAUGUCACCCGCACUGUGCAGGAAUAAAAUCAAUGGAGUAAUGCCUUUGGUCAGGAAGAAAACUGUACAUAUUCCUAGGAAACGUUCUCACAUGGCGGGCUGUGUAAAAGAACAUGGCGGUUACUUAAUAAGGUUGUGCAACAACAACGUUUUCGAAUUUAUGUCUUAAAGGGAACCUUGAAUGGGUUCUCUUUUACAAAGGAAGGAGCUUAAGCACUGUAUUUCAUGACCCUAUAUAUUUCGCUUUCCUUGUCUUCAAUUUUUGCUGUACUUUUAGUUUUGUGUAACAAUAGGGCAGUUUUCAAUUGAGUGUCGUAAAACCAAAACCAAAG